Messenger RNA from Triticum turgidum subsp. durum (durum wheat), 1086 nucleotides. The record is from the annotation of a GenBank genome assembly. NCBI's taxonomy places the organism in Eukaryota, Viridiplantae, Streptophyta, Magnoliopsida, Poales, Poaceae.
AUGAGCAGGGUGUGCGUCACCGGGGCCGCCGGCUACAUCGCGGCCUGGCUCGUCCGGAAGCUUCUGCAGCGAGGCUGCGUCGUCCACGCCACCUUGAGAUCCCUCCGUAAGUUCACCUGCUCUCUCGUCGACUCCUUGUGGCUGCAACCUGUGAUCAUACGAUCCGUUGGUGAUGCGUGCGUGGCAGGGGAUGAGAAGAAGACUGGGCUGCUGAGGUCACUCCCCGGCGCGGCGGAGCGGCUGGUGCUGUUCGAGGCGGACAUCUACGACGCCGCCACCUUCGAGCCGGCCAUCCAGGGCUGCGACUUCGUCUUCCUCGUCGCCACCCCGCUGCUGCACGACGCCAGCAGCACCAAGUACAAGAACAUAACGGAAGCGAUCGUGGACGCGACGCGCAUCAUCCUGCAGCAGUGCGAGAGGUCCAAGACGGUGAAGCGUGUCAUCCACACGGCCUCUGUCACGGCCGCCUCGCCGCUCAAGGAGGACGGCGACGGGUACAAGGACGCCAUGAACGAGUCUUGCUGGUCGCCGCUCAACCUCUCCUACGGCUACAGCAACGUCCACCUCGACGCGUACGUGUCGUCCAAGCGGCUGUCGGAGGAGGAGCUGCUGAGGUACAACGAGUCGGAGGGCAGGGCGUUCGAGGUGGUCACCCUCGCGUGCGGGCUCGUCGGCGGCGACACCAUCCAGCCCAUCCUCUGGAGCAGCAUCCCCGUGGUGGUGGCGCCGCUCACCGGCAACGAGAUCCACCACAACUCCCUCAAGUUCAUGCAGGCGCUCUGCGGGUCCGUGCCGCUGGUGCACAUCGACGAUGUCUGCGAGGCGCACCUCUUCUGCAUGGACCAGCCGUCCAUGGCCGGCCGCUUCCUCUGCGCCGUCGGGUACCCCAACAUGGAGGACUACGUCGCCCGUUUCGCCGCCAAGUACCCGGAGCACAAGAUAUUGCUCAAGAAGGUGGCAGGAGAGGGCGUGAGGGUGAAGGGUGAUUCGACCAAGCUUGUGGAUCUGGGAUUCAGGUUCAAGUAUGGUGUGGAGGAGACGCUGGACUGCAGCGUGGAAUGCGCCAAGAGGAUGGGAGAGCUCUGA